Messenger RNA from Olea europaea var. sylvestris, 924 nucleotides. Its product is annotated as E3 ubiquitin-protein ligase RING1-like. The transcript has a single exon. The coding region runs from base 164 to 853 and encodes 229 amino acids. Lineage: Eukaryota; Viridiplantae; Streptophyta; Magnoliopsida; Lamiales; Oleaceae. The record is from RefSeq and is a predicted model, not a curated record. Gene Ontology annotation, cellular component: cytoplasm. Gene Ontology annotation, biological process: protein ubiquitination. Gene Ontology annotation, molecular function: ubiquitin protein ligase activity.
UAAAACCCGUUGAGGUAUUCUAGAUCCUUCCAUUGCCCAGACCCUUUGUCCACAUAUAUACGCAUCACUUCAAGAACUGCUUUUUCUCCCUUUCUUCCACAAUAAUUUCGUCCAAAAAAAAUAAAAAAUAAAAAAAAAAAUUCAUAAAGAAAGGAAAACUAGAAUGGAUUCAUCAGAAUCACAUGUGGAGUCGGAAUCGGAAUCACUCGACAUAGAUUUCAUCGAAGAUCUAAGCAGUAGAGCCGGCGCCACCGCCUUACUCCUCCCUCGGAUCAUCCGCCUGGCCACCGCCGCCUCCAACACCUCCGCCACCCGGGAAAUCGCGGUGUUUGUAAACCAAGCCAGGGGCUCCGUAACCCUGAUUGAAGGCUCCGUCGACGUUGAGUCGAUCCUCCGCGAAAUCCCGUCCAAAGAAGGACCUUUACCCGCAUCAAAGGCUUCAAUAGAGUCUUUGCCGGUUGUGAAAGUGACUGAACCGGAUUUGGAGUGCUCGAUUUGCUUGGAGGAGUUCGAGGUCGACGGAGAAGUCAAAGAGAUGCCUUGCAAGCAUAAAUUUCAUUCAGGUUGUAUCGAUAAAUGGUUAGGGCUACAUGGAUCAUGCCCGGUUUGUCGGUACAAGAUGCCGGUGGAGGAUAAGAAGGAAGGUGAAUCUGGUGAGGAUGAAUUAAGGAGAGGAGGCGGCGGACUGAGAAUUCACGUGUUUCUAGCACGCGGCAGUGAGACGAGGGAGGAGGAUGCGGAUUCGGAUCUUAAUACGGAGUCGGGUCAGGGUGACGGGGAAUCGGGGGAUGAGAAUCCGGGUUCUGAAACUGGGAUUGAUGAUUUGCCAGCUCAACAAAUGGAUACAGAUUGAUGUAUUUAGUGUACAUAAGUACAGAUGGUUUGAAUUAUCAAAUGAAAGGAACUUUUUUUCGUGUUCUUAAA